AGUAGAGCUUUAUCACAGAUUUUAGGGUACCUCUUAGUCCAUCACUUUCCCUGUCCAUUAGCACUUGUUCGAAUGCCGCUGACAUUUGUUAGGUCAAGCACCGAUUUGGGCCGGCCAAUCUCUCUUUCUCAGCUCUCCCGAUCGCCGCAGGGUGUGUCACACGAUCUCCGAUUGGGAAUCGAACCGGGGCUUGGGAUUACGCUGGGGAUUGGGAUUAGCGCCUAGUGAAUCACAGAGAUUCGUAUCCGCAUUUGGUGCGUUCGGCGUUUGGUUGGCGCCACUUUGAAGCGGCCAGAAAUCAAUAAAAAAUCAAAAACCUACAAACCAACAGAGAAGCUGAACGACAACAAAUCUUUGGCGAAUUCGUGGUGCUGGUGUUGUUGUUGCUGUGCUUGUUCAAGACAAAUAAUAAAAUAUUAUGCGCCAUCGAAAUUAAUUAUAACUCAAACAAGCAUUACAAUAUUCCCUGGCUGGCGCCAGCCCGUCAAAGAUCAUUAACAUUUUUAUGAUCCGCCAGUCGAACAAAGAGCCACCACACAUAAGGCUCGUAUCUGUUGUUACCUGUACCACCACUCGCUCACUUUCGGAUACAUGGAUACAGAGAUACAGAGAUACACGGAUAUAGCUAUGCGUACGCACCCAUAAAUCGCAAAACUAAUAAUGUCCAGGUUGUCUUAACACCUCCCAAAGAGGCGGGGCGAGGGCUGCGCUGAUGAUUCGCAGAAUUCAGACAGUGUCUCUAUCUAUGGCCUCAUCUUCAUCUCGGGUUCUGGGCAGGAGUCGUAAAACCCAAAACGGGAUGAUUUACUGGCCAAAAUUUCACCCUGGGCGGCGGCAAGUGCAAAGUGUCUGUCUCUCCAAAACAACAGUUGUUGCACGGGCACACACAGACACUGACACGCUGACAAAUCGGUUCUAAAUUUAAUUUGAACAACAAAGUUUCAUAAUUCACGCGAGCCACAGCCACAACAAAAACCGAAAGCAAAGCAUUUAACGAGAAUUGUGCAGAGGAAAAACUAAUAGAGAUUUCCGCGAACAUCGACCGACGCCUGUGAAAAUGUGUUGCCAAUCAAGUGGCCAGUGGAAAAAUUCUGCGCAGCAGCCACAGGAAUCAGCGGCGCCAAGGCGGCAUUUCCACGGAGUUUGCCAAUGGACCCAGGUCCUGAUCCUCACCGUAAUCCUGCUGACCGUGCUCCAAAUGCAGACAGUCGCCGCCAUCGGAGUGGGCGAUAGUCUCUCAGGCGUACGUCAAUCCUGCUCGAACGAGGGUGAGGAAGUGCAACUGAAGAACCAACCGCAGAUUUUCACCUGUUUCAAGUGCGAAUGCCAGAACGGAUUCGUGAAUUGUCGCGAUACCUGUCCGCCCGUCAAUGAUUGCUAUAUUCUGGAUAAGUCGAACGGCACUUGUUGCCGAAGAUGCAAAGGUUGCACUUUCCGUGGCAUGUCGUAUGAGAGCGGAUCGGAGUGGAGCGAUCCGGCGGAUCCCUGCAAGACGUACAAGUGCGUGGCCACCGUGGUCACCGAGACGGUGCAGAAGUGCUAUUCGCAGUGCGACAACAACCAGCUGCAGCCACCGCGCCCCGGCGAAUGCUGUCCCACCUGCCAGGGUUGCAAGAUCAACGGACAGACGGUGGCCGAGGGCCAGGAGGUGGACGCCUCCAUCGACGACCGCUGUCUGGUCUGCCAGUGCCGCGGGAAUCAGCUGACCUGCUCCAAGAAGACCUGCCCGGUGCUCCCGUGCCCCAUGACCAAGCAGAUCAAGCGUCCGGACGAGUGCUGUCCGCGUUGUCCGCAGAACCACAGUUUCCUACCGGUUCCAGGCAAGUGCCUCUUCAACAAAAGUGUUUACCCCGAGAAGACGGAGUUCAUGCCGGACAGGUGCACGAACUGCACCUGCCUGAACGGAACCUCGGUCUGCCAGCGCCACACCUGCCCCAUCCUGGAGUGCGCUCCGGAAUUCCAGGAGCUGGACGGCUGCUGUCCGCGCUGUGCCGUCGCCGAGGUCCGGAGCGAGUGCAGCCUGGACGGGGUGAUCUACCAGAACAACGAGACCUGGGACAUGGGUCCGUGCCGCAGUUGCCGCUGCAACGGGGGCACCAUCCGCUGCGCCCAGGUGCGCUGUCCGGCGGUCAAGUGCCGGGCCAAUGAGGAACUGAAGCAGCCGGCGGGCGAGUGCUGCAAGCGGUGCGUGGAGACCGCUGGGACCUGCACCGUCUUCGGGGAUCCCCACUUCCGCACCUUCGACGGCAAGUUCUUCAGCUUCCAGGGCAGCUGUAAAUACCUGUUGGCCUCCGACUGUCUGGGCAAGACCUUUCACAUCCGCCUGACGAACGAGGGGCGUGGCACGCGGCGCUCCAGUUGGGCCAAAACGGUGACCCUCAAUCUGCGGAACUUGAAGGUUAAUCUCGGCCAGCGGAUGCGGGUCAAGGUGAACGGUACGAGGGUCACGCUGCCCUAUGUGGGCGUGGCCGGUGGGCAGAAUGUCACGAUUGAGAGGCUGGCAGACGGAGGAGCGGUUAUGCUGAGAUCGGAAAUGGGACUGACGCUGGAGUGGAAUGGAGCUGGCUUCCUGCAGGUUUCGGUGCCGGCCAAGUUCAAGCAAAGACUGUGCGGCCUCUGCGGCAACUUCAACGGCAGUUCGCGGGACGAUCUCACCGGCAAGGAUGGACGGAAUCGCGGGGACGACGAGGUCUGGCACUUCGCCAACUCCUGGAAGGUGGGCGGCCCCAAGUCCUGUUCGCGCAAGCGUGAAUUCCUGGCCGCCACGCCCACCUGCGACAAGCGCAAGUCGAACUUCUACUGCCAUCCGCUGAGUGUUCCGGCGCUCUUCGGCGAGUGCCACGAGCGGCUGAAUCCGGAGAACUACAAGGCCGCCUGCCGGAUGGACGUGUGCGAGUGUCCGUCCGGCGACUGCCACUGCGACAGCUUCGCGGCGUACGCCCACGAGUGCCGGCGCCUGGGCAUCCAGCUGCCGGACUGGAGGAACGCCACCAACUGCCCAGGAGGCUGGCGACACAAUGCCACGCUGUCGAGCUUCAAGGGCAACCAGUUCUACGGCGACCCCAGCUUCAAUCGGUUCCACAAGGGUCGGCGGCAGAAGAACCACCAGCUGAGGCUGCAGCUGCAGGAGCAGCGGAGCAAACAGGGCCAGAAGGGGCGGCACAAGCCGGGCCAGAACCAGCUGGACAAGCAGGGCCACCGACUGGACAAGGAUCAGCUGGACAAGGAGUUCUUCCGGAAGCAUGUGCCCAGCAGCAUCCUCUAUCCGCGUGCGCCGGAUCGCACGCCGCCGCCCCUCCACUAAGUUAGUUGACCGUUUAACUUUAGUUACCCAUUUAGUUACUACACACACACACACACACACACUGAGCACGCCCAUCCACACAGAUACUCUCGCCUGAAAAGGGCCGCAAUCCAUAGCAUACUUUCAGCGGCCCCAAAAAGUAGGGAGAUUGUGAGGGAAAACCUAGUUGAAUUCGCUCCCAUGACAGCCAGGCCACAGUAUUACGCUGAACGUCCUCUGGAGUAGGCAGAUAUAUAUGCCAGAUAUAUAUAUAUAUAUAUAUAUAUACCGUAUAUGUAUGCAGCACCCACACAUAGCAUCGAAACUCAUCCUGUCGCCAUUUCGUGUAGCCUAAGUUUUAUUUAUUUUAGCUUUAGUAAUGGAGUUUUAUUCGGAGAGCCUGUUGUUUGUGUGCCUGUUUUGUAUUUGUAUUACUGUAUGUGUGUUUCGUCGCUGCGCUGAACUAAACUGAUCUAAACACUAAACUAUAACUAAACCUAAGCUAAGCUUUAGCUAAGUGUACUUAGAACUUAACGCAGUCCUAGCUGAAGUACUUGAUAAUGUUUGCUUAAAAUUUAAGCUCUAGGAAGAGGAUGAGGAGGAGGACCUACCCAACUACUAUGAGAAUUGCACAACAGUAUUUUUGCUUAGUUGAAACUUGAACGAGCCCCAGAUCCCCACACUCAACUCUCCAACCCUACUUAACCAACUCGAAAUUCCGCUUAUCUCAAAUCGGGGCAUGCGCCCUCGCAGAAUUAACCAACUUUUACCCAAACUGUGUUAAUAUUUAUACAACUAUCGCCAACUAUUUAUGCACUUAACCAGCGGAGAAGGGAGACAACUCUUUGCCAUUUUCAAUUUUACAAAUUAAUCAAGUUUAAAGUUUAAAGUUAAUGUAAUGUACUAUAAAAACUUCUUUAUAUACUACUGUAUGGCUGGAUCUGUAAAUUUACGAUAUAUUUGAAUAUCCCAAAAGUUGAAGAAAAGAAAAAAAAACAAAACAAAAACCAAUACCACA
Messenger RNA from Drosophila rhopaloa, 4301 nucleotides. RefSeq names its product BMP-binding endothelial regulator protein (gene cv-2). The transcript has 7 exons. The record is from RefSeq and is a predicted model, not a curated record. Bases 1058 to 3304 code for a protein of 748 amino acids. Lineage: Eukaryota; Metazoa; Arthropoda; Insecta; Diptera; Drosophilidae. Gene Ontology annotation, molecular function: protein binding.